Messenger RNA from Microsporum canis CBS 113480, 627 nucleotides. RefSeq names its product proline-specific permease. NCBI's taxonomy places the organism in Eukaryota, Fungi, Ascomycota, Eurotiomycetes, Onygenales, Arthrodermataceae. The transcript is spliced from 3 exons. Gene Ontology annotation, biological process: amino acid transmembrane transport. Gene Ontology annotation, molecular function: amino acid transmembrane transporter activity. The record is from RefSeq and is a predicted model, not a curated record. The coding region runs from base 1 to 627 and encodes 208 amino acids. Gene Ontology annotation, cellular component: membrane.
AUGGAGAACUCUGCGUCAAGCAUUAAAGAUUCCAGCACGACCAUAGUCCAUGGGCCCAUCACCACGCGUGACUCGCAACCAGAAUGUGGCCUACUGUUGGCGGAACCCGUGUAUGCGGAGGAUGUAUUUCAGACUCGGGGUAACAGUCUAUGCACCAUUGGAAAUGGUGAGUUAGAGGUGCCUCAAGUGGCAAAAGAUUUACCUACCAUAUCUAACGCGCAUAUCAUAGGAUUAUUCCUGAGCAGUGGUAUGAUUCUCGCCCUUGCUGGUCCAGGCGGCGCCGUUGUCGCAUACUUACUUAUGGGCAUGGUGGUCGGCGCUGUAAUAUCAUGUUUGGGAGAAAUGACUGCCCUAAUGCCUGUCAACGCUCCGGUAAUGGAAUUCCCGCGAAGAUUUCUAGAUCGUGGGGUGGGUUUUGCGGUUGGCUGGACAUAUUGGUUCGCAUACGCGGUUGUCGCUACACACAAUAUGGUGGGUGCCGCAGAAACAGCCCGAUAUCGAUAUACGGACGGGAAAACAAAUGUCAUUUGGGAAGUAGGGGAAAGAGUUGACACUGCGGUGUGGAUAACGGUUUUCAUUGUUCUCAUCGCGUUGAUAAAUCUAUUCCCGGUCAAGGUGAAUAAAUAA